AAAAAACGGAGGAUACAUUUUCAAUUGGAUUUCGUAGCUCCCAGCUCCCGAGCCUUCGUCUUGUGCGUAUCCAUCUCUUGCCAGUCCCGAAAUCUUCUUAUCGAGUAAAAUCAUUGACUCCAAUCCAAUGUGACAAAUCUUGACAGUAAAACAACUUCGACUUCAAAUCUUUUUCUUGUCUAAUCUUGCGGACCAUCCUUUUUUCCCCCCAUCACGACCUUCUUGAUCAUUUCUCCAUUUCGAAUCGCGACCUGUCUUCUUUCUCACGUUCUUCUCAUUGCUCCCGGAAGCUAUGUGUUCCGACCUCAUUGGAAGGUUUACAUCUGGGGUUUUCCUUGGAAGUAUGUAGUUUCGUCUCUUAGGAAGCUGAAUUUGCUGCAAAUUAAUUGAUGGGAUUCUAAAUGGGUUCUUUGGAAUCCGGAAUCCCAUUGAAGGGAAGCUUAUUUGGGUCUCAGUCGAGUAGAAGGAGAGACAAUCCAUUCUCGCAGAGAUUUAGAUCGAGCUUUUCGCGUUUGCUUUUCAAGAAACUAGAUUACGUCCAAUGGAUUUGCACUGUGGCUGUCUUUCUAUUUUUCAUAGUCGUUUUCCAAAUGUUCCUACCUAGUUCGGUAAUUGAAAAAUCAGAGGAUUCCUUGAGAGCUAAGAUGCUAUCUGGGACUCUAUUGCAUUUUGAAGAUAUAGAGAAGUAUGUAUUGGACAUUGAGGAUGGUACAAGAUUUCUGCCUAAGAUUUCGGAGAAGUUCAAUAGGGAGGCGAAUCCGUUUAACCGGACGGGACAACAUGUCGGGUAUAGAAAGCCUCAGCUGGCGCUGAUAUCUGGAGAACUAUUGGUUGAUUCACAACAAUUGCUACUGGUAACAAUUGCAUCUGUUUUGCUAGAGAUUGGCUACACAAUUCAGGUUUUUUCUCUUGAAGAUGGUCCAGUGCGUGAUGUUUGGAUAAAUUUAGGAGUUCCCACUACUGUUAUUAAAACUUGUGACAAGCUGGAGAACACGGUAGAUUGGCUAAGCUAUGAUGGUGUAAUUGUGAACUCUCUCGAAGCCAAGGGUGCUUUUUCUUGCUUUUUGCAGGAACCCUUCAAGUCUAUACCUCUUAUAUGGAUUAUUCAUGAAAAUGCUCUAGCACAUCGUGCAAGAAAAUAUACAAUAAAUGGGCAGGGUGAACUUUUGAAUGAUUGGAGAAGAGCCUUCAACCGAUCAACAGUUGUUGUUUUCCCAAACUAUGCCCUGCCGAUGCUUUACUCCAUAUUUGAUGCUGGAAAUUUUUUUGUCAUUCCCGGUUCUCCUGCUGAAUCAAUAGAAGCAGAUUCUUUUAUGGCAUUAAAGAAAGAUAAUCUGCGCAACAAGAUGGAUUUUGACCCUGAAGAUGUCAUUAUUGCAAUUGUCGGAAGCCAAUUUUUUCACAAAGGUUCGUGGUUGGGGCAUGCUAUUGUUUUACAGGCUCUGUCACCACUUCUGGCAGAAUUCCUGUCAAACAAAGAUAAUUCUAGCGCACAUCUACAAAUCAUUGUUCAUACUGGCGAAUCAUCAACUAACUACAGUGUAGCUCUUGAGACUAUGGUUCGCGCCUUGAAAUAUCCAAGUGGCACUAUAAGGCACAUAGCUGGAGACUUGAAUGUAGACUCUGUUCUUGACACAGCUGAUAUCGUGAUAUAUGGAUCAUUCCUUGAAGAGCAAUCUUUUCCAGAGAUUUUGAUUAAAGCAAUGUGCUUCGGAAAACCAGUUAUUGCCCCAGAUAUUCCCAUGAUCAGGAAAUAUGUUGAUGACAGGGUGAAUGGCUACAUUUUUCCCAAGGAGAACAGCAGGGUUUUGACACAAAUUAUGUUGGAAGUGAUCUCGAAAGGGAAAAUAUCACCACUAGCUCGUAAUAUUGCCUCAAUAGGGAGAACUACUUCCAAGAACCUUUUGGUUUCGGAAACCAUUGACAGAUAUGCCAAUCUGCUUCAGAAUAUUCUCAAUCUUCCAUCUGAAGUUGCUCUUCCGAAGGAAGUAUCAGAAAUCUCUCCUAAUCUUAAAGAGCAAUGGCUGUGGCAUUUAUUUGAAGCAGUCUCAAAUUUUACACAUCAAAAUAGCACAUCAAGAAGUAACACAUAUUUAGAUAAAUACGAGGAGCUAUGGAACCAUCCUCAAAAAAGCAGAUCUAGUGUUACCGUUGCUGAUAAUGAUUCAUUUUUAUAUAGAAUUUGGGAAGAAGAAAAGAAUAUUCAGAUGGCUAUUACAAGAAGAAGAGAGGAAGAACAGCUAAAGGAUAGAAUAGAGCAGUCAAGAGGAACAUGGGAGGAAGUAUACCGAAAUGCUAAAAGGGCUGAUCGGUCAAAGCAUGAUUUGCAUGAAAGGGAUGAGGGGGAACUUGAGCGGACAGGUCAACCACUUACUAUUUAUGAACCUUACUUUGGGGAAGGAACCUGGCCUUUUCUGCAUGAUAGAUCUCUUUACCGUGGAAUUGGGCUGUCCACUAAAGGUCGAAGAUCGGGUAGAGAUGAUGUCGAUGCACCAUCUCGUCUUCCACUCCUCAAUAAUCCUUACUAUCGAGACAUACUUGGUGACUAUGGAGCCCUUUUUGCCAUUGCAAAUAGGAUAGACCGUAUACAUAAGAAUGCUUGGAUUGGGUUUCAGUCUUGGAGAGCAUCUGCAAGGAAGGCAUUUUUGUCCAGAACUGCUGAAAACGCACUAUUAGAUUCCAUACAAUCCCAAAGGUAUGGGGAUGCACUAUACUUUUGGGUUCGUAUGGAUGAGGAUCCCCGAAAACCUUUGCAGAAUGACUUUUGGUCAUUUUGCGAUGCCAUCAAUGCAGGAAAUUGCAAGUUUGCUUUCUCUGAGGCAUUGAAGAUAAUGUAUGGGAUAAAAGAUGAUCUGGAUUCAUUACCACCAAUGCCAGUAGAUGGCGACACUUGGUCUGUCAUGCAGAGUUGGGCCUUGCCUACGAGAUCCUUUCUUGAGUUUGUAAUGUUCUCAAGAAUGUUUGUUGAUGCAUUGGAUGUACAGGUGUACGGUGAACACCAUUCGAGUGGACGCUGCUAUUUGAGUUUGUCAAAAGAUAAGCAUUGCUAUUCGCGGCUCCUUGAGCUUCUUGUAAAUGUAUGGGCAUACCAUAGUGCCAGGAGGAUUGUGUAUGUGAAUCCUGAGACUGGUCUAAUGCAGGAACAACACAACUUCAAGAACCGUAGAGGGCAUAUGUGGAUCAAAUGGUUCUCAUACACCACAUUUAAGAGCAUGGAUGAGGACCUGGCAGAGUUAUCAGAUUCUAAAGCUACCAACAGCCAUUGGUUGUGGCCAUCAACAGGGGAAGUUUUCUGGCACGGUGUAUAUGAGAGAGAGAGGAAUCUACGGCACAAGGAGAAGGAGAAAAGGAAGCAGAAAAGUAUUGAGAAACUGAACCGAAUGAGGAAGCGACAUCAUCAGAAAGUGAUAGGCAAGUAUGUGAAGCCUCCGCCAGAAGAGGAGGAAGGUUCAAACUUGCCGAAAGAAGCAUGAUAUAUGCUCUGACGGGUUUCUUGACUGAUGAUUCUUUUCUUCUUUUGUAACUUACGUUUCACUUUUCUGCUCCCACAUAAAUGUGAUUUUCUUUAGAUAUCCCUAACAGGACAGGAAAAAAUGCUGGUGUAAUCAGUCUUGAGGGGUUUUGUACUGGGAAAAACUGCAUUCUCCUGGUCAUUGACGCUUGAUGCUGAUUAAUAACUAAUGUGUAAAGUAAUCUAGUGUUUUUGCCCUAGAUUUUUUUGUUGUGUGCGUGGUUUCAUUCUUGGAGGAUGGAAGUUUUUAGAGAAAGGAAGAGGGGCAAGGCAAAUUGUAAUUUCUGGAAGAACUUGUAGAUGACAAUGAAACUAACUCGUGGUCGUGUUAUGUUUGA
Molecule: messenger RNA, 3849 nt
Organism: Prosopis cineraria
Lineage: Eukaryota; Viridiplantae; Streptophyta; Magnoliopsida; Fabales; Fabaceae
Exons: 14
Coding region: 402-3473 (1023 amino acids)
Molecular function (GO): glycosyltransferase activity
Source: RefSeq, a predicted model, not a curated record